This is a messenger RNA of Cynara cardunculus var. scolymus (artichoke), 1882 nucleotides long. RefSeq names its product protein DETOXIFICATION 48-like. Gene Ontology annotation, molecular function: xenobiotic transmembrane transporter activity; antiporter activity. The transcript is spliced from 2 exons. The record is from RefSeq and is a predicted model, not a curated record. NCBI's taxonomy places the organism in Eukaryota, Viridiplantae, Streptophyta, Magnoliopsida, Asterales, Asteraceae. Gene Ontology annotation, biological process: xenobiotic detoxification by transmembrane export across the plasma membrane. The coding region runs from base 1 to 1677 and encodes 558 amino acids. Gene Ontology annotation, cellular component: membrane.
AUGUGUAAUCCAACACCAUCUUCCCCAUCCAAUUUUGUCAUUUCCAAGAAUACCCAUCAUCAUAACAACGACCCCCCUAAAUCUAUUCAUGAUGAUCAUCAUCUUCAUUCAUGGCCAACCCCUUGUGAGGCAUUGGAAGAAAUCAAAGCCAUUGGGAAGAUUUCUGGACCAACAGCAGUCACUGGCUUAUUACUAUACUCCAGAGCUAUGAUCUCCAUGCUGUUUCUUGGAUAUCUUGGUGAGCUUGAACUCGCCGGUGGCUCUCUCUCCAUCGGCUUUGCCAACAUCACCGGUUACUCCAUUAUCUCCGGCUUAGCCAUGGGUAUGGAACCCAUUUGUGGUCAAGCUUAUGGCGCCAAACAAAUGAAACUUCUGGGGAUAACUUUACAAAGAACAGUCCUUUUACUUGUGUCAACUUGUCUCCCAAUCUCUUUCAUGUGGUUCAACAUGAAGACUAUCUUGUCAUGGUGUGGCCAAGAUGAAGAGAUCUCAUCUGCAGCUCACACUUUCAUCGUUUUCGCCAUUCCGGACCUCUUCUUGCUGUCACUUCUUCACCCUCUUCGUGUUUAUCUUCGAGCUCAAAACAUCAUCCUACCUUUAACUUACUGUUCCGCAGUUUCGGUUGUCUUACAUGUGCCAUUGAACUUCUUGCUUGUUGGGUAUUUCAAGAUGGGGAUUGCUGGGGUGGCAAUUGCAAUGGUUCUCACUAAUCUUAAUCUGUUGUUUCUUCUUUUCACGUUUGUGUACUUCUCGGGGGUUUACAGGGACUCGUGGGUGGCACCAAGUGCCGAUUGUCUCCGUGGCUGGUCUUCGUUGCUGGCACUUGCGAUUCCCACGUGUGUUUCGGUGUGUCUCGAGUGGUGGUGGUAUGAGUUGAUGAUAAUGUUGUGUGGGUUACUGUUAAACCCUAAAGCAACCGUUGCUUCAAUGGGGAUUUUAAUCCAAACCACUUCGUUGGUCUAUGUUUUCCCGUCGGCAUUGAGCCUUGGGGUGUCGACUAGGGUUGGGAACGAGCUCGGUGCGAACCGGCCGGCUAAGGCUCGGAUUUCGAUGAUUGUUUCCCUUUUCUGUGCUGCCUUUUUAGGCAUUGUUGCAAUGGUGUUCACAACAUUAAUGAGACACCAGUGGGGUCGGUUUUUCACCAACGAUUCCGACAUUCUUGAUCUCACUUCAGUCGCAUUGCCGAUAGUCGGGCUAUGCGAGCUCGGCAACUGCCCUCAAACCACCGGUUGUGGCGUGCUGAGAGGCAGUGCAAGGCCCACCAUUGGAGCCAAUAUCAACUUGGGUUCAUUUUAUUUGGUCGGAAUGCCGGUAGCCAUCGUCAUGGGGUUCGUCUUGAAAAUGGGGUUCGCCGGACUAUGGCUAGGGUUGCUUGCAGCUCAGGGAUCAUGUGCUUUGCUCAUGCUAUAUGUUCUUUGUAAAACAGAUUGGGUUGUUGAAGUUGAAAGAGCCAAAGAGUUAACAAAAUCACCAUCAUCUUCAUCUUCAUCUUCAACAACUUGUAAAUCUCCUUCUAAACCUUCAUUAUCGACUGCAAACAAGAAUCCAGCCAUGGAAGCUUAUAAUCUUGAAGAAAUCAAAGUAUGUAAAGCUGAAAAUGAGGUUGAUCUGAUCCUGAUGAAGAAGUUACCCGAAACUUGUUCAGCUGAAACAGAUCCACUGAUUAUGCAUUAUUAGUUGAUACCCAAAACUUCAAUAUUUUCUCAUUCUUUUGUUUCCCCACUGAUUGUAUUUGACACUGAGAAGUAAUUAGGGAGUAGUUGUUGUAUGUUUUUAAAUCUUUUUCCUUUUUCUGUGUCUUAAUUGUUCUUGAUUCUGAUGCCUUCUUUUACCCUAAAAGAUCAUGCAGUUGUAAAAUGGCUGAGCUGCAUACAUAUAUGCA